GGAUUUUAAAGGGGCAGAGAAGAAGAGGAAUAGAAGACUGUUCCUCACUCCACUCCUUUUGCUUUUUCCUCAUCCUCAACCCUUUCUUUUAGGGUUUGCAUUGCAGGCACCCAUCUUUGUGGAUGUCAAAAUCUACUGCACCUGAGAGAUGGAUCUGAACCUAAUACAGAUAAAUUCAAGAUCCGUAUUUUUUAACCCUUUUGGCCAUAUCUAGCAAACCCAAUUUUACGGUUCAAGCAAUUGUAUUGCUCCCAUGAAGAGGUCGUUUAGACCUUUGAUAAGCAUUUUAAUGCUUGUUGCAUUAGCUGCAACAUUAAGCUGUCGGAUUGCCAUCCGCGGGGGCAGCGGUGGUGGAUUUGCUGUUUCAGCUGAAUUGGAGACCACCAGGUCCAGGGUCCUAAUCCAACCCCCACCAAUCCAAAAUUUUAACUCAACUUUGCUCAAGUUUGCAGCGGUUGAUACAGGUGAAGCUAAAUCCAAGCUUGAAAUAGAGCAGCUGCUGGAAGGGAGCUUUGCGGGUCAAGGAAGGUAUAGGACUUUUGCAACAUGGAGGAGGUUCAAUCAUCAUGAUGUCAAAGCUAGGAAUUCUAAUGGGAUGCCGGUAAUGCUCAGGUCCCCUAAAUUUUAUCGGUAUUGGUUAGAUUUUAGGAGGAACUUACAGCAUUGGGCUAGAAAAAGAAUGUUCCAACCUGAUAUUAUGAUGGAUUUAGUUACACUAGUAAAGGUUCCUAUUGAUAGCCAUAAUGGUUUAAUGAGUUCGGAUAACAAGUAUAAAUCUUGUGCUGUUGUGGGGAAUAGUGGGAUUUUACUGAAUACUGAUCAUGGGAAGUUCAUUGAUGGUCAUGAGGCCGUGAUUAGAUUGAACAAUGCUAGGACUGAGAGGUUCGAAAAGAAUGUGGGGUCGAAAACCAGUAUUUCGUUUGUAAAUAGCAAUAUACUGCAUCUUUGUGCUAGGAGGGAUGGAUGUUUUUGUCACCCUUAUGGAGGGAAUGUUCCUAUGGUUAUGUAUAUCUGCCAACCGGUUCAUUUCAUGGACUAUUUGGUAUGCAAUUCGUCUCACAAGGCACCUUUGUUGAUUACAGAUCUGCGUUUUGAUAUGUUGUGUGCUAGGAUUGUGAAGUACUAUUCAGCGAAACGGUUUGUGGAGGAGACAGGGAAGGCAUUGAGUGAAUGGGGGUCUACUCAUGAUGGUUCCAUGUUCCACUAUUCCUCUGGUAUGCAGGCUGUUAUGUUAGCCUUGGGAAUUUGUGACAAAGUUAGUAUAUUUGGCUUUGGCAAAUCGACUUUGGCGAAGCACCAUUAUCAUACUAACCAGAAGGCUGAGCUCCGUUUACAUGAUUAUGAGGCGGAAUAUGCAUUUUAUCAUGAUCUGGUGAAGAAUCCACGGGCAAUACCAUUCAUUUCGGACAAAUUCAGGUUCCCUCCUGUGGUAUUCUAUCAAUGAUUUUGGCUGAUUGGUUUCUUUUUUAAUUUUAUUUUGUCCUUGUUUUGUUGGUCAAGACUAAAUCAGUGUGUUCCAUGGUGUAUCAGUAAUUCUGUAGUGGAUAGUCAAAAGAAAACACAAAUGCUGAAGAUCUGUGUUUCAUAUUCUGGACCUGCACUGUCGAAGAUGGUUUAGGGUAAUAGGAAAUGUAAAAUUGGAAACUAAGAAUAUGAAGUAAGAUAUGGUGGAUUCUUCAUAUGCUUUUUGUUGAGCUUUUGAGAUGUUGUUCUUUCUGGUGCAAUGUUUGGGGAUUCAAGAGUAAGUCCCUUUAAGGUAUUGUAAGCCUCUAGAAAUUCAAACUCAUUCAUCUAGCUUAUAGAUCAAUUAGUAUUUGUUUUGCUGUGUGUA
Messenger RNA from Gossypium raimondii (Peruvian cotton), 1831 nucleotides. RefSeq names its product CMP-N-acetylneuraminate-beta-galactosamide-alpha-2,3-sialyltransferase 2-like. NCBI's taxonomy places the organism in Eukaryota, Viridiplantae, Streptophyta, Magnoliopsida, Malvales, Malvaceae. Bases 254 to 1444 code for a protein of 396 amino acids. Gene Ontology annotation, molecular function: sialyltransferase activity. The transcript has 2 exons. The record is from RefSeq and is a predicted model, not a curated record.